Molecule: messenger RNA, 633 nt
Organism: Hibiscus syriacus
Lineage: Eukaryota; Viridiplantae; Streptophyta; Magnoliopsida; Malvales; Malvaceae
Product: 60S ribosomal protein L37-3-like
Exons: 4
Coding region: 109-396 (95 amino acids)
Biological process (GO): translation
Cellular component (GO): cytosolic large ribosomal subunit; ribosome
Molecular function (GO): structural constituent of ribosome; RNA binding
Source: RefSeq, a predicted model, not a curated record
UUGUUUUGUGCUUUCUCUUCAGCUUCCAACUGGUUUUGUUAGAAACCAUAUCUUCUCCGCCGCUCACUUCCUUCAGAGCCGCUUAGGGUUUGUCCCGCGUCAGUUUCAAUGGGAAAGGGAACAGGGAGUUUUGGUAAAAGAAGGAACAAGACCCACACCCUCUGCGUUAGAUGUGGCCGCCGUAGCUUCCAUCUCCAGAAGAGCCGUUGCGGUGCCUGCGCUUUCCCUGCUGCUCGUAAGAGGAAAUAUAAUUGGAGUGUGAAGGCAAUCAGAAGAAAGACCACCGGAACUGGUAGGAUGAGGUAUCUUCGCAAUGUUCCUCGGAGGUUCAAGAGUGGCUUCAGAGAAGGUACCGAAGCAGCGCCAAGGAAGAAGGUUGCAGCGGCUUCUGCUUAAGGUAUCACAAGGUUGUUUUGAAUGAAGCCGUCUUUGUUAGGAAAAUUUUUAUGGGAACUUUACUUGAGGAGUGUUAUUACUGUUGAACACUUUAGUUGUUUUUAGUUUAUAUUUAAGGAGUUUCUUUAAAUUUUGAACAAGGAUGAACGAGCCGAUUGUUGUUUGACGCUUUGAUUACUUGAUACAUUUUGUUGGAUGAAGUUAAUGUAUGUUCUUGUUUUGGUUAAGAUGCCCUAA